UUGAUUGAUUGAUUGAUUGAUUGAUUGAGUGCCGUCAAGUUGGUGUCGACUCUUAGCGACCACAUAGAUAGAUUUCCUCCAGGAUUAUCUGUCUUCCACUUGGCCUUUACUAUCUGUCUCCCAGUGGUGCAUUUGAGUAAGCGGGACUUACUCCCGGGAAAAUCUGCUUAGGGGUCAGGCUGCAAGGCCUUUUUGUUUGUUUUUUAAAUCCUACUGUGUCCAGGUGGUCCACGGUUAAGGGCACGGAGCAGGAGCUUCUCGGAGUCCAAAUUUAGCGCCAGAUGCGCGGGGGCGCAUGGGCGGUAGGAGGCAGAAGUGUUCGGCGGCAUCCACUUCUUGCUGGAGGUGGCUGGAACUACGACUCCCAGCAUGCAAAGAGGCGCGCGCAUGCGCUCUUUCCCGUGUGGGUGUUGCAGUGGGGGGCACUUUAGCAACGGAGCGAAGAUUGGAGGAAAAACUGAGUCGGGGUGGGUGGGAUCCGUUCUUCGCUCUGGCUGGUCGGCAAUGACGCCUCCCUGGAAGGAAAUCCUGCUGUGUCUUCUGGGGCUUACUUGCAGGGUAUGAAUCGGUGCAGCACAGACAACGGCCAGUAUGAAGAACAAGGCGUUUCCUUCACAGCUUUCAAAUCGGUACAUAUUGCUGCCUUGAAGCAGAAUGGACUCCUGCAGUCACUGUCAGCAACAGUCAAUGGUUGCAGAGAAGCAGAGAUUAGCGAAGAGGUGCUGCGAGCCCGUGAAGAGUGGGAGGCUGUGGAGAACAUCCAUCCUGGAGGAAUUCUAGAGAAGCCCCCUGGGCCCAUACCCUUAAUCUCUUUCAAUGAAGCACUGCAGUAUUUUCAGACAGCCGAUCUCUCAGACUGCAGGAAAAAGAUACAGCCAACAGUGCGAAGAAGAGGGCUGUCUGCCUUUGCCCACUUCCUUUUUGGUCCUCCACGGCUCCAUCAACAGCUGCAAAGUGAGAGGGACUUAGCCCUGGCAAUAGCCCAAUGUGGCUUGGACAAUAAUGAAAAAGUGCACAUGAGGAUCCUGCAAACUAUCUACAAGAAAUUAACAGGCUCCCGGUUUGACUGUGCCCGCUAUGGCGACCAUUGGGAGGAUCUGGGCUUUCAAGGUAGGAAGAGGAUGGAUCCUGGCACAGACCUCCGUGGGACUGGAUUGCUAGGAUUAAUGCAAACGUUGUAUUUUGUAAUGGAUUCUCGGAUAUUACCUGUGGCUCGAGAGAUUUUCAAGCUAUCCCAUGAUGAAACACAGAAUUUCCCUUUCUGUGUGAUGUCUGUCAAUAUUACUCGUAUUGUCAUCCAGGUACUGAGAGAAGAACGCCUUUCAAGAGAGUGUAAUCGAAGACAGCAGGUCAUUGCCGUGCUAAACGAUUUGUACGUGGCUGUAUUUUUGCGCCUUUUCAGCAUCUGGAAAACGCAACAGAAGACUAUUUCUGAUUCUGGCUUUGUUCUAAAAGAGCUGGAGGCAUUUGCCAAACGAAACCCAAAGCAGCUGCUGAGACACUUGGAGACAUAUGUGAACAGGAGAGUGGUUUCGGCACAAGACGAUUGCUUUCAGGCCCAGGUGAUCUCAUCUGAAGUUCUUGCUCCCAGUUUUAACUCUGUUGCUGUUAACAAUACAGAGUUAAAUUUUACUGGAGUUUGCAGCCUGCCAGCUGAGAGUUAAUUGGGAUCCCACAAGACAGUUAAUUGGGAUCCAGGAAGAUGGGAAAGUCCGUGUACAUGAUUAAGCAACAAAGCCAGUUGGUAUGGUCUCGUAGCGGCUCCAUGGCCUGCUGCUACAGGAGUCCUAAGGGCUGAAAUCCUUGAAAUGCUGCUAAAGAAUUUAGCAAGACUUCAGUGUGAGUUGGAGGUGCUAAGCAAGGUCUAGUGAGAGCCCCAGGUGUGGAGCCUGGGAUCAAGAGUAAACUGCUUAAGACCGGAAGAAAGCUGUCUGGGCAGGAUACGUUCAUCUCAGUUAGCAGCACUGAGCUGUGAUUUGAACCUAUUUUGCGACAGGAGUGUAAAUUGAGUUUUGAAAUUACACACUGAACAUACAAUGUUCUUCCAGUUCCCAAAGUUUAACAGCUCAUCAGCUUAUUAGAGCUGAGAAAUCUGUGCUGUGCAUUGCUAAAUCUGAGCUAAAACAAACCUUGAACUAUUGUCUGGCUAAUUAUGGGCCUGGAUUUUCUUCAGUUAGGUUUUUGUCCGAGAAUGUACAAGACACAAAGCUGUUGAAUCCUUUUGUUUCAUCAGCUGGGAAGCAUAGCCGGUGCGUGCCUGCUGACAUAUCAGCCUAUAGGUUGGUUGUGUGUGUGUGCGUGUGUGCGUUUAAAUGAGAUAUUCAAUAGGAACCACUAGAUGUUUACCAACAUUGUGACUACCCGACUUAUAUGCUGUUGAGGGUGGUAACAGAAAACCAGCAUUGAUAUAUUAGCUCAGGAGUUUUAAAAACUUGGUCCCCGGGAUGUUUUUGGACCGCAGCUCUCACCAUCCCAACAACAUCUGGGGACCCGAGUUUGAGAACCCCUGCGUUUGUUGCUUUAAAGCUUAUUGUAGGGUGGCCAUAACCAUGUGGCAAUGCUGUCUGUAAACCCCAUGUUUGCCACCCCCUCACCACUGCUUCCCUGAUUUUUCAAAUGGCUGCUAGUGGGGUGGUAGUGGUGGCAACCCUGGAAUUCUCGUGUGGUUGCAGCUGUCAUGUGAUAAGCUUUUCAAGACCUGCUACGUGGUUCCCAGAGACUUAUUUUCACCUCAAGGCAAUCUUGCUGGGAUGUGCUGUUCAUUCCACUAGCUGUAUGUGAAGUUGUAGCCCUGGUGAUGAAUGGGCUAUUCCAUUAAAGUUAUUACAAUCUGCAA
Molecule: messenger RNA, 2836 nt
Organism: Hemicordylus capensis (graceful crag lizard)
Lineage: Eukaryota; Metazoa; Chordata; Lepidosauria; Squamata; Cordylidae
Gene: ELMOD3
Product: ELMO domain containing 3
Exons: 12
Coding region: 561-1664 (367 amino acids)
Source: RefSeq, a predicted model, not a curated record